CCAGACAAAGUUACGUGGGAGCCACAUCUCUGUCUUUUAGCUAACGUCCCACGGCUCCUUCACCUCUUCCCUCAAGGCCGAAACAAAAGAAUUCCCCAAAGUUUCCCAAAUUUGCCAGCUGCAAUUUUCUGGUUUGUUUUGCCUCGUUACCCUUUUGCUGCUGAGAAAUCUCGCAUCUCUGCUGCUUUCCGGUUCCAUACAAAUUCCAUCAAUUUCCCGAAACCUCGGUCACCACUUGAUUUGACCCAUCAGUUUCAACCCUCAAAAAAUCUGCAGCCCCUCUGCAAAAAGAUCCGUCUUUCCCAAAUACAAAGCUCUCUCUGUCUCUCCAUUGCUUAAUUAUGGUUAAGCAGACUAGAAUUAGCUCUUGGUAAAUUGAAUUCACCCUCUGGGCUUCUCUCGUUUGCUUCUGGCGAGUUUGUGGGAACAUGUAUCACGCGAAGAAGUUUUCGAUGACAAGUUUAGUUCCGCACAAAGGUCAGGCUGGAGGUGGUGAGACGCUUGCGACGAGUGCUGGGUUGUUGGGUGGAUCUGCCGUAAAAAACUCAACGCCUGCUUCUUCUGGUGGGGGAGCUGGGAAGCAGCGUUUGCGCUGGACUUCCGACCUUCAUGACCGUUUUGUCGAUGCCAUCACUCAACUAGGCGGACCAGACAGGGCAACACCGAAAGGUGUUCUAAGAGUGAUGGGUGUACCUGGACUUACUAUCUAUCAUGUGAAAAGCCAUUUGCAGAAGUAUCGCCUUGCAAAGUACCUUCCGGAAUCUCCUGGUGAUGGCAAAGGUUUUAAAGAUGAGAAGAAAAGUUCUGGAGACAGCCUUUCUGCCUCUGAUUCUUCUCCGGGAAUGCAAAUUAAUGAGGCACUGAGGAUGCAAAUGGAGGUUCAGAAGCGUCUUCAUGAACAACUUGAGGUUCAAAGACAGCUGCAAAUGAGAAUAGAAGCUCAGGGUAAAUACUUGCAGAAGAUCAUUGAGGAGCAGCAGAAACUAGGUGGUGCACUUAAAGCUUCUGAGACUUUACCGUUGGAUGAUGAUAAGCAAAAGCAACCUCGGUCAGAUCCACCUGGUGGUGAUUCAGCGGGGCCCUCUUCUCCCCGAAAGAAACAAAAGUUGGAUGAUGGACUAAAAGAUGGCUUUGACUCCUCAGUGACGCAAAAAAGUGACCCAAAAAAGGAGCUUGUUGGUACAUGGGACGGGGACUUUUAUGGUAGUGAGGCUGGGUUUGGAUUAGACUUGGAGACUGAGUUCAAGGGGGGAGAAGAUGCUGUGGCGGAGAGAGCAGCUCUUGAACUAGAUCCCACGCAUCGUUCAAAAUAGUUUUCCCCAUUGUCAAUGUAGUCCUUUGUAAUAUGUUUGUGGCAGAAAUUAUAGACCAUACUUUGUGUAAAUCUAUACGUGCACUCCAUUUGUAGAUAUGAUUAAAAUACAAAAUGUCUGGUUGUUCUCUUGUUGGUUCAA
Messenger RNA from Carya illinoinensis, 1454 nucleotides. Its product is annotated as myb family transcription factor PHL7-like. Lineage: Eukaryota; Viridiplantae; Streptophyta; Magnoliopsida; Fagales; Juglandaceae. The record is from RefSeq and is a predicted model, not a curated record. Bases 429 to 1313 code for a protein of 294 amino acids. Gene Ontology annotation, molecular function: DNA-binding transcription factor activity; DNA binding. The transcript has 7 exons.